Messenger RNA from Haplochromis burtoni (Burton's mouthbrooder), 6120 nucleotides. It is a transcript of the gene orc4, whose product is annotated as origin recognition complex, subunit 4. The record is from RefSeq and is a predicted model, not a curated record. Gene Ontology annotation, molecular function: ATP hydrolysis activity; DNA replication origin binding. The transcript is spliced from 14 exons. The coding region runs from base 1 to 1497 and encodes 498 amino acids. NCBI's taxonomy places the organism in Eukaryota, Metazoa, Chordata, Actinopteri, Cichliformes, Cichlidae. Gene Ontology annotation, biological process: DNA replication; DNA replication initiation. Gene Ontology annotation, cellular component: nuclear origin of replication recognition complex; nucleus.
AUGCGUACCGGAGCCGAAACAGCGAAACGGGCGAGCAAUAGUGCGUCUGCAAGCUUAGGAAAAAUAAGAAUAAGCAGCCUACCCAUUAGUUCUCUGCCUCUGCUGGUUCUCCUACACUGGGAUAUUGGAAAUGAUGGAGAGCUGCACUGCGCAUGCGCCGAGCUCAACCAGCCAGCAGAUGGGAGAGUCAUCAUGAGUAAGAGGAAGGCCAGAGAUGCUCAUCUGCCUAUAGGAGAAUGCAUCACACAGGUUCAGCAGAUUUUAAGGGAGCGGUUUUGUGAGAGGCUGCUCCCUGACAGACCAGAGGGAGUAGAAGCUCAGUACAAACACCUCCUGGAGCUGCUGAGGCGGACGGCGAUCCACGGGGAGAGUAACUCUGUGCUAAUCGUGGGUCCCAGAGGAGCAGGCAAAACGAUGCUGCUGCAGUGCGUGCUGAGAGACCUGCAGAAGGAGGAGAAGGUGCAGAAGAACCUUCUUCAGGUUCACCUCAGUGGUCUCCUGCAGACUGAUGACAGAACAGCGCUGAAAGAAAUAACCAGACAGCUCCACCUGGAAAACGUUGUUGGAGACAAAGUGUUUGGAAGCUUUGCUGAAAAUCUGGCUUUCCUCCUGGAGGCAUUAAAAAAAGGCAAUCGCAGCAGUAGCUGCCCAGUGUUGUUUGUCCUGGAUGAGUUUGACUUAUUCGCCCACCACAAGAACCAGACUCUGCUCUACAACCUGUUUGACGUCUCCCAGUCCGCCCAGGCUCCUAUCGCUGUGGUCGGCGUCACCUGCAGACUGGAUGUUCUGGAGCUGCUGGAGAAGCGGGUAAAGUCGCGGUUUUCCCACCGUCAGAUCCACCUGCUGAGCAGCCUCAACUUCACCCAGUACCUGGAACGGGUUUGGACGCAACUCAGCCUGCCGGACAGCUUUCCUGACAAGAAAUUCGCUCAGGAGUGGAACGCUGGUGUAAAGACUCUGUGUGAGGACAAAUCUGUGGAGGAAGUUCUGCAGAGACACUUCAACUCCAGCAAAGACUUUCGCUCUCUGCACAUGCUGCUGAUGUUGUGCCUGAGUCACGUCUCUGUCACCAAACCUACCAUCAAACCAGCCGACCUGCUCGAGGCCAGCCGGAUGUGUUUUGCUGACGCCACGGCUAACAUGCUCCAUGGUUUGUCCAUCUUGGAGCUGUGCCUGGUCAUCGCCAUUAAGCACCUCAAUGAUGUGUAUGAAGGAGAGCCAUUUAACCUUCAGAUGGUCCAUAAUGAGUUUAAGAAGUUCCUGCAUAGGAAGUCCAACUCCAUGUACAACUUUGAGCAGCCUGUUGUCAUGAAGGCGUUCGAGCACCUGCAGCAGCUGGAGCUGAUCCGGCCUGUCGAUGGUUCCUCGGCCAAAGUCCAGAGGGAGUACCAGCUCAUGAGGCUCACGCUGGACCACAGCCAGAUCAUGGAUGCCCUGCAGAAGUACCCACAGUGCCCCACUGACGUCAAGCAGUGGGCCAUGUCGGCAUUUGGGUAGAUCUUCAGAACAUUUAGAAUUCAGAGUCUGUGAAGCGUGUUUUGACUUGGACUGAAGAGCAUAAGGUUUGCACUGCCGCCCACUCUAAACGAUCAGAAAAUAAAAGGAAAUGAAUAGUUUGGCAUUGGUGCGAUUGUUUCACCCUCUAAGCAGUUAGAGGUUUAUGCUGAAGAUAGACCCCCCCCCCAAAUCUUAAUACAAAAAUUCAGUUUAAUGUGCUUGUGUCAUUUGAUCAGUAGUUGGACUUAGCAAGUGUCAUCAAGCGUCCAGCUUUCAUCAUUUUCAGGUCGUGAGCAUCAGGCUGCUGAAUACUGCUAUCUAGUGGUGAUUUUGUGCAGUUGACAAUAACCUGGAUGAAAGUUGCAGUUUUGAUUUCUUGGACAAAAAUAUGUGUAAUUGUGCCAAAAGUCUGUUUUUUGUUGUUGUUGUUGUUUUUUUUUUAAACACACUGUAGCAUCAGUGAGGCAUGUGUCCCUCCACAGUUCACAAGAAUCGCUGCUCCCACGAUGGUUUUACAGUUUAUGCACAAUGAUCAGCUGAUUGGUCUGCAUGGCCGUGAGCUGAAUGAAGAUUCACCUUAGUGGCAAUAAAAAGAACUCAUUUAAUUAGGUGUCCUCUUGGCAGAUAUUUUGUGUUUCUAGGCUUCAAAAGCCUCAUUGCUGCUCUUUUAGAAUCAAGUUUCAAAGGUACAUUGUUGCAUAAAUCCAGCUUUAUAAACAUGAAGUUUUUUUUACUAAUUUUAACUGUUUAAAUGGUAUGCUAUGUAUUUGUGGCUACAGUUUUAAAGAUUUUAUUCAGUGUGCAAUGCCAUGCUGUACUGUAAAUAUAAGCCUAUAAUCCAAAUAUAAGCCUCAUGUUUCCAACAGGGAACCCAGCCCCCCACCCUCAAUUUAAUUGCCUUUUCUUAAACAUGGAGCACUGAGCAUUUAAGCAAGGCUUGUAACUGAGUGAAGGGACCUGUGAGUAUCAGCCUUAAGAAGAGCCAAUCUAAUUCUCUGAAUGAGAGGAAAGGAGGUGACUGUGCUCCAUAGUUCAGAGCCAUGACACAGGCACAGCCCAUACCUUUAUGAACACAGUGUACCCGUCUUCUGAUGGCUGAUUCCAGCAGGAUAGCACACCAUGUCACAAAAGCUCAGAUCAUCUCAAACUGGUUUUAUGAACAUAAUGACUUCACUGUGCUCAAAUGGCCUCCACAGUCACCAUAUCUCAGUCCAAUAGAGCAGAUUUGAGAUGUGGUGGAACAGGAGAUUCUCAUCUGCAGUAACUGUGAUGCUAACAAAGAAUUAAGACAAAAGUACUUAAUCUAGUACUAGCAAGGUGUACCUAUUAAAGAUAACCAGUUAUCGUUAAUAGGUACACCUAAUUGCAUUGGUUAGGGUUUACCUCUUAAAAUCUGAUGUAUCAAAAUUUAUUUUAUGACUUUCCUUUAUUAAAAAGUCCCUAAAUAUGAAAACCAAACUGUUUCCAGGAAAACGCCAAGCCUCUAAAAAGAGUUAACUCCAGACUGCAGUGAUUCAGAGAGGGGAAAAAAAGGAAAGAAAACACAUUCACAAUCUAAAAACACAUUUAUUUACAUCACGUGGAUCACUUCAGCUGAUAAAAACCAUGGCCGGCUAACAUUAGCCGAGAGUCGCAGCGCUAAUCAGGGAUCAGUCCUGCCUCCUCUGCCAUAAUGUACACAGGGUUCAUGAAGUUUAUUUCCUCUGCUGUAACACUUUUUCAAGAGAUUUUCCUCUCAUCCCUUCUGUGAGAGGUCAGGAUGAGGACAUCCUUGAAGCUGGUAAAGACUCAUUCCUACUCAGGAAAACCCAGUGGGCUGUUUCUUUUUUUUGUUUGUUUGUUUGAUGUACUUCACUUUCCAGUUUGAAAUUGCAGACCUUAGUUUCUUUCUUGUUUUCACAUUUUUUUCUCAGUAACAUAAAAUGUACAGUCACAUGUAUCAGGAGCAAAGAAAAAAAGACAUUUUCAUCACUGAAGAGAGGAUUUUUUUUUUCUUUUUAAAACAUGACACACUGAAGUUUCAUGUUCAGACUGAUCAGUUUCUCCCAGCUUUAAACAACCUGUGAGCAUCAUUGGCAUUGGAGACAGUGUUGGCAGACCCGGGAUAAGCGCUGCAACUCGACAGCCUCAAGAAAUGUGGGGUCAAAGUAGUGUUUUUGUUUUUUUUUGUUUUGUUAUUUUUUUGAUUUGUUUUGUGGGGGUUUUUUUGUAGAAAUUUCAGGCCUGGUAACCAGACUUCUCUUACUGCCAAGACAGUCUUAGCGGUGGGGGUCAAUGGAGUUCAAUGUUUCCUCUAAAACUCUUUACCACCAGCAGGAAAAAGGAGGAGACUGGGAAGUUAGAAUGAAAUAACCUGUAGUGGAUGAUUGUAGUAGCACAUAUGGGAAUAUUGCAACAGCUCCUAAAGAGCUUGGAGGGCUUUUUAAAAUGUAACCAUCAGGGGAUCCAAGCAGGCUCCCAGAGGAACACCUUUGGCUGAACCAUCACAAUUCGUUUUCUUUCUGCCUUACAAAGUACUCCAAUGAGCCUCCAACUUAGUGAAGGGAAACUUUUACAGGCCUGGGUGCUGAGUCAAAACACAAGAAAAGUAUAAAUGAAUGUAGAGGAAACACUGAAGUUCAACACGCACUUAUAAAGAUUCAGCUCAGAGUAUAUAGUUGAUACAGGUAUUUAUGUCUGUACAGAUCCUAGACUGCUUAAAAUAGUGGGGGCAACAAGACACAAAUGUUUCACUGUUUAUAUGCACAGCAAUGUGAGGUGCUGGGCUGGAGGAAGUCAAGGUAGAAACAUGUAAAGCUUCAACAUGCGCAGGACCCAUCCAUACACCUUUAAAUAUCCAAAAGAUCCAUCCUUUUCACUCCUCUCAGGUCGCCAAGUCAACUGCUCCUCAUCAGGAUAAGGCUGAAGUUGAAGAUAAAUUAUACAAAUCAGCAGGGUCGAAUAUGACUGGACUAUUUUCCAAAGCUGGUCACCUCAGCUUUUGAGCUACUCGCUGCACUAUCCUCCUGAACGAAAGACACAAUCUCCACAACAGUGCCAGAGAUCAAAACAGGAAACUCAGAAAGUGCAAUUUAAUCUGGUAGCUCCUGCACUAGCUGAAAAGGUGACAAAACCCCUGAUGCUAUUAGCUAAAAAAAACACCAAAGUGUGGCCAGUGGAUAUGACAGCACUUUUAGUGUUCACCAACAUUUGCAAGGGCGAGAACAUUGGGUACAACAGGCCCUGCAGGCUGUCAGUUGUCGUUGCCAUCUAGAAAGCUGUGCAACCUCUUUUGUGAACAUUUACCAAUCAAGAGGAUUCUCAUGAGCAUUUGUCGGGGGUGGGGUGGGGUGUACCUCUGCUGGCAUCUUCAUUACAGAGACAACAUCCAAUCAAUUACAUUUUCACUGACUUGAUUAACUGGUGCUUCCAAAGUUGAAUCACUCUAGCAGGAUCCAUUUCACUACCCAUUGCUGAGAAACUGGGUGACUGGGUUCAGUUGGGGGUGCUCACAAGACCACUGACACUGAAUAAUAAUUCUUUAAAGCUUCUUCUAGACAAAAAGUUAAUUAAAAAAAAAAAAUUCUACCUUUUCCCCCUACAAUGAAGCUAAUUUUCCCAAUAAAGGAGAUUCCAGAAGAAGCUGCUAGUUUAAAGAAAAAUAUACAUCUACUACAUCAAAUGUCUCAAAUGCUUUCCAAAAAUUUCCAGAGGAAAAACUUUACCUCACAAAAUUUAAAUAUUUGAGCUAUAGAUCCAUAGGGCCAUGUUCAUUCUGGACUAUUUUAGAAGCGCCACCUAUUAAAAUGAGAUGUUCCGAAUUUUUGCGUAUUUAGAAGCUCUUUUGGUGAAGUUUCCUAACUUUUCAGUGCAAGAAGUUAACGCUACAGAUCCUCAAAGUUCAGUUCAGCAAUGCAUCAUGUAGAUGCUCCUUUGGUGGAGUCAGAACAGGCAUGGUUCCUGAGGGGAACCAAUGGAUGGUAGACGAGAUUGUCGUCAAUUGCUUUAAUUGGGUACUUGAUCAGGUGAAGACAAACAGAACCAAAUAUCUGCUUUGUUUUGGAAGUUUAGGUGCUAAAACAAUGGUAGGACCAGAGGUUUUUGAGGACCUUUUUUUCCCCCAUCGUCCUUUGGAUGGUCGGUUUGGUCCUAAUGGACCACAGAGCCGGUACAACCGAGAGGUGUAUGAAUGGAUGUCCAAAUACGCUGGGCUUUGCAAGUUUCUACGGGACAGGGCACAAUCACACGAAACCAGCCAAACGCAAAGCCCUCUAAAGUUACACAGGGCCGGGCUCAAUCCAUCGAAGUACACACAAUACUGGAAUCCAGGAGUCUGAAGAACAUUCAUUCUCGGUCAUUUUGUCCAUAGACUGAAUAGAAAGAAGCAUGAGUAAAGUUUAUAUCUUUUUCUUUUUGAAUCAAUUAAUGAAAGUAGUUCCUGAAUUACAACUGAAAACCCACCCCAAACCCUGAAACCCCAACAAAAACCAAAGCUCAUGCCAGAACUUUAUUCCGAGUUGCACUCGAGCUCCAAUCCCCAAAACCUCAGGCCAGUAAAUUAAAAAAUAAAUACAACAUAUCAAUAUGCAAGGUCACGGAUAAAAAAAAAAAAAUGCUACAAGUUAUUUGUGUGUGUGUGUGUAU